UUUCAUACCACACGCUUCUAUGGAAACCAAAGUGUUUACGGAAAAUGCAAAACUGGAAAUUUCUCUCGGGCUAACAGAUGUCGUAUAGAGCAAAUUAACAGCUACGAGAACAGUCGUCAUUCAAAAUGCCUACCUCAUCGGAGGCUUUUAAAUCUAAUGGGGCGGAUGCUCUGAAGAGGUACAAAGCUUUACCUCCUAUCCCAAGCAUAGAGGUCGACGGUGGGAGGUCAGGGUUCAGCCUUCCCGAGCACAGACAGACCGUGAGGAGAAAACUCCUGCAACACAGGAGGAGCAAAGUGCAACAGCAAGAGAUCCAAAGAAUGAUAAUUGACAGGGCAAUGCAAGCUUACAUAAAGGCAAAGGAUGCUGGACCAGUGUCAUCCCCUGAACCAGAGCUUCCCUCAACAAUGAUCAGCGAAGAGAGGAAACAAUAUAUGACCUACUUGCGUCUGAAAGAAUGCGUUGAGCGAAGUCCUGUCGCACCCUUUCAACAAAAGUGGCUGGAUGCCAUGUUGGCCCGAGUAUCCCCUCAGCUCCGCCAGGGACCCGGCAGACUAGAGCUACUGGAAGAGAUAUGCAGGGAGGUCAGUGAGAGCUAUCUCAGAGUCAUGAUCAAGCACAGAGUAAAUACUACACUAAAAGAUCCACGAUCACCAGAUCUUGCUGAAGAAAAUAAUGCAUCUGCAGAGAUUCUAGAUUUCUCCUGUCCAUGGCAUGACAGUUAUGUUCAGAGUCGAAAGGAGAUAAAGAAGAAUCUACACAUAUUACAUCCAGUCAUGAAAAGCGUCCUCGAUAUUUGUUACAGCACAUUCUCCAAUCUGCUCCUCAUUGAUCUCUCAAACUGCAGGUCUGGAGGGCCUGUAGACUGUGAGAGCCUGAGCAACAAAGUGGCUGUGGAGUGUGAGAGAGUCGAGAAGACGCUUAUGAAAUCCUGGUUCCCCAAAGUCAUUCAUCUUCUCACCAGCAAAGCCACCCUGCAGAGGGUGAAACCCAGAAGGCUUGACUCCUUUCACAACUGUGCCUCAACACUGAUAUCUAACCAGCUGAAGACACUUAUUGAGAGGAGUGUGGUGGAAUUUGUCAGCCUCUUUGAUCCUCUUAAUAUCAGCAAGCUCCCGCUAUUUAAGAUGGACUUGAUAUUUGAUGAUGAAAAGAUGGAUUUUUACCCCAGUUUUCAUGAUCUAGAGGAGGCUGUGCUGGAAAUUUUAAACCUCAUCAGCAAUACCAUGCAGAAAGUACAGACUGCCCAGUCAUGGCUAGAAGAGGUCAACGAUCCUGUCGUGGAUGCCAAGCUUCCAGAUCAUGUUCAGAUGUGGGCACAGAACACACUUAGAAAAGCUGUGAGGAAAAACUUGGAAGGACCUUCCAAACACUUCCAGAGCUAUGUUAAUUCAUAUGACUGGUUAGUCAAUGGAAACGCACAGGCACAAGUGGAAAUAUUAAUGAAAGAAGAGCAUUCUUUUGAAGAGUACACUAAGCAAGUGGACCGUUUUAGGUCAUUGUCACAGGAGAUAUCUGGUCUUCCCUCUUUGAUGCAUUUUGACAUGGUACGACUAGACUGUAAGGAGCUCAAGCAAGGCCUUACAAAGAAAGCUGACACCCUUUCCGAAGUUCUUGUGGGGAAGCUUGUCAACUCGCUACAUCAAUCCAGUCUUCAGAUCUGUAAAGAGUUUGAGAUCAUUAAAGACAAGGCUGUGAAAGUCCCUGAGACAACGGAGGAUAUGACAGCGAUGAUAGCUUACAUUGACCAUGUAAAAACCAAAGAAAUAAAAGAGCUUAACAACAGGAUAAUAGAAACACAACACAAGCUGAAUUAUUUGUUGGAUGUUCAUAUUUUUGAAGCAGAGCAUCUUGAAUUGAACGCCACAGUACAGCUCUGGCCAGAAAACAUUUACACGAUUUUUGAACAAAGUGACAAGGUGAUGGAAGAAGCCAAGCAGAAAGGUCAGCAGGAACUUCUGGGUCGAAGAGAGAACCUAUUGCUAGAAUUGGAGAAAGUAGGCCGCAGAAUUGACGAAUUUGCAGAGUGCUCUGAACUCGAUAUGAUGCAACAGUAUGUUUCUGAUGUCAGAACAGUACAGAAAAUAAUUCAGCAUAUUGAGGAAUCAAUUGUGUUCAUCAAUAAAGAAGAAGAACUUUACAAAUGGGACAAAACUGCUUACCCAGAGCUGGAGGUUAUGAAGGAAACUAUUGAGCCCUAUCAGAAGCUCUUUAAUGUGGUUUUGAAAUGGCAGCGGACAAAGAAGAGAUGGAUGGAUGGAUCAUUCUUGGAUUUGAAUGGUGACAGUAUUGAGCAGGAGGUUGAGGAAUACCUCAGAGAGAUAUACAAGAUGCUAAAGUUCUUCCAGCAGAAACAGAAGAAGGCUGAGCAGGAGAGAGAAAGAAUAGCAGGAGUGAAGAAGAGGCCCAAAGAACAAGAGGAAGAAAAACAGGAAGAUGCCACUAUUCUUAUUUGCUCCAGUGUUUUGGAUCAAGUUAAAGAGUUUAAGGAGUACAUUCCAAUGGUGUCCAUCCUGUGUAAUCCCGGCAUCAGGCCUCGACACUGGGAGCAAAUGUCAGAAAUUGUGAGCUAUGAUUUGACACCUGACUCAGGCACAACUCUGCGCAAGGUCCUAAAACAAAACCUAACCCCGUACCUGGAGCUAUUUGAGGGCAUCAGUGUAGGAGCCAGCAAAGAAUUUGCUCUGGAGAGGGCAAUGCAGACUAUGGUUGAGGUCUGGGAUUCUGUGUCAUUCCAUCAUCAUCCCUACAGAGACACUGGGGUGUCUAUCCUCUCAUCUGUGGAAGAUAUCCAAACCAUGCUUGACGACCAGAUUGUGAAAACUCAAACAAUGAGAGGUUCUCCAUUCAUCAAGCCUUUUGAGAAAGAAAUUAAGGCCUGGGAGGAGCGUUUGAUCCAUAUCCAAGAUACUAUAGACGAGUGGCUGAAGGUGCAACAUCAGUGGCUGUACCUGGAGCCCAUCUUCAGCUCCGAGGAUAUAAUGAAGCAGAUGCCUGAAGAGGGUCGCCUGUUCCAAACUGUAAACAAGCACUGGAAGGAGGUCAUGAAACACUGUGUGAAACACCCAAAGAUUUUACCUGCAACCUCUCUUCCUGGCUUGUUUGAAAAACUGCAAGAGUCUUUCCUCCUUCUCGAAAACAUAAUGAAAGGCUUGAACGCUUACCUUGAGAAGAAAAGAUUGUUUUUUCCACGAUUCUUCUUUCUGUCAAAUGAUGAAAUGCUGGAGAUCCUCUCUGAAACCAAAGAUCCAUUGCGAGUACAGCCCCACCUUAAGAAAUGUUUUGAGGGGAUCGCCAAAUUAGACUUCCUACCUAACCUGGACAUCCAAGCUAUGUACAGCAGUGAAGGGGAGCGCGUAGAGCUUAUCCAGCGCAUCUCCACAUCUGAAGCGCGAGGAGCUGUGGAAAAGUGGUUGGUGCAGGUGGAAGACAUCAUGUUGAAAAGUGUGAGAGAUGUGAUCAAUCGCUCCAGGCUGGCUUAUCCAGAGACUGAGAGGAGUCAGUGGGUACGUGAGUGGCCUGGCCAGGUGGUUCUUUGUACUUCUCAGAUGUACUGGACACUGGAGGUCCAUGAGGCCAUCAGAGGUGGAGCUAAUGGUCUAAAGAACUACUAUGAUCAGCUGCAGAAUCAACUGAAUGAUAUUGUGGAGCUGGUGAGAGGAAAGCUGUCCAAACAGACACGCACCACACUGGGAGCUCUAGUGACUAUAGAUGUGCAUGCCAGAGAUGUUGUCAUGGAAAUGAUUGAGAAAGGAGUUUCUAGUGAGACAGAUUUCCAGUGGCUUGCCCAACUACGUUACUACUGGGCCAACGACAAUGUCCGUGUGCGCAUUAUAAACUGCGAUGUGAAGUAUGCUUAUGAAUACCUGGGAAACUCUCCUCGCCUGGUCAUUACACCCCUUACAGACAGAUGUUACCGAACUUUGAUCGGAGCAUUUUACUUGAAUUUGGGAGGAGCUCCUGAGGGUCCUGCAGGCACAGGUAAAACCGAAACCACUAAAGACCUGGCCAAAGCUCUCGCUGUGCAGUGUGUGGUGUUUAACUGCUCUGAUGGGCUGGACUUUCUGGCCAUGGGGAAGUUCUUCAAGGGACUGGCAUCUUCUGGGGCCUGGGCAUGCUUUGAUGAAUUUAACCGGAUCGAGUUGGAAGUGCUGUCGGUGGUGGCUCAGCAGAUCUUGUGUAUUCAGAGAGCCAUUGAGUUGAGGCUUGAGUAUUUUGACUUUGAAGGGACAGAAUUGCGCCUCAACCCCAACUGCUUUGUGGCCAUCACCAUGAACCCUGGAUACGCCGGCCGGUCUGAACUGCCUGAUAACCUCAAGGUCUUAUUUAGAACCGUGGCAAUGAUGGUGCCCAACUAUGCACUGAUAGCUGAGAUCUCCUUGUACUCUUAUGGCUUCCUCAAUGCCAAACCUCUCUCAGUGAAAAUUGUGAUGACCUACAGGCUGUGCUCCGAGCAGCUGUCUUCUCAGUUUCAUUAUGACUAUGGCAUGAGAGCGGUUAAAGCAGUGCUGGUGGCUGCUGGGAACCUCAAACUUAAAUUUCCAGAUGAAAACGAGGAUAUACUUCUCCUCCGGUCUAUUAAGGAUGUUAAUGAGCCCAAGUUUCUCUCUCAUGACAUCCCUCUUUUCAAUGGAAUCACCAGUGAUCUAUUCCCAGGAAUUUCUCUGCCUGUGGCGGAUUAUAAGCUGUUCCUGGAAUGUGCUCAGGAGUGCUGCAGAAAUCACAAUGUUCAGCCUGUCAAGGUUUUCAUGGACAAAAUAAUUCAGACAUAUGAGAUGAUGAUAGUCCGUCACGGGUUCAUGCUUGUCGGAGAACCAUUUGCUGGAAAAACCAAAGUUCUUCAUGUUCUCGCAGACACUUUAAGUCUGAUGCAUGAAAGGGGCUAUAAUGAAGAAGCAAAAGUUGUGUAUCAAACCGUCAACCCUAAAUCUAUUACAAUGGGUCAGCUGUUCGGGCAGUUUGACCCUGUAUCACACGAGUGGACUGAUGGGAUUGUGGCAAACACCUUUCGAGAAUUCGCCUCAAGUGAGACCCCAGACAGGAAGUGGGUGGUGUUUGAUGGACCCAUAGACACACUGUGGAUUGAGAGCAUGAACACUGUGCUGGAUGACAACAAAAAGUUGUGCCUCAUGAGUGGAGAGAUUAUCCAAAUGUCCAAUCAAAUGAGUCUGAUUUUUGAGGCCAUGGAUCUGUCACAAGCCUCUCCAGCCACAGUGAGUCGCUGUGGAAUGAUCUACAUGGAGCCGUCUCAGUUGGGAUGGAGUCCUCUGGUUCAGUCAUGGAUGAAAACGCUUCCUGAUCCCCUUCAGACACCAGAUAAUUCCUUGCUACUGCAACAGCUCUUUGAGUGGCUGCUUCCUCCAGCACUUAACCUGUUACGAAAACACUGUCGGGAGGUUAUUCCCACCAGCAACAGUAACACAGUUGUGUCUCUCACACGGCUGUUUGAAAUACUUCUGGCUGAGCCUUUAAAUGAAGAUCCAGGGAAUAAAAACAUACGCAUGUGGAUCAUGGCUGCUUUUGCCUUUGCUUUGGUGUGGUCCGUUGGUGGUUGCUGUGAUACGGACAGCCAAAGUCGAUUUGAUCACUUUCUGAGGGAAAUUGUCUCAGGGAAAGCAGAAAAACAUCCAGUACCGCCUGCUGUGUCGAGAUGGGAAUGUCUGUUUGAUGAGAAAGGUCUCGUGUAUGAUUACAGUUACGAGUUUAAAGGAAAAGGACGUUGGGUCCACUGGAAUGAGUCGAUCAGAAAUGUAACAAUAGGGGAUAAGAAUACCAAAGUUCAAGAUAUCAUUGUGCCCACAAUUGACACUGUGCGCUACACUUAUCUAAUGGAUCUCUGCAUUCAGCAUGGGAUGCCUCUUCUGCUUGUUGGCCCCACUGGCACUGGCAAAUCUGUUUAUGUUAAAGAAAAACUAAUGAACAAUCUGGACAAAGAUCUUUACCUUCCUUUUUUCGUCAACUUCUCAGCUCGCACCAGUGCCAAUCAGACCCAGAACAUUAUCAUGUCCAGACUAGACAAGAGGAGGAAGGGAGUAUAUGGACCUCCCAUGGGAAAGAAAUGCAUCAUUUUUGUGGAUGACAUGAAUAUGCCGGCAAAGGAGGUGUUUGGUGCUCAACCUCCAAUCGAGUUACUUCGUCAAUAUUUUGAUCAUGGAAACUGGUAUGACCUCAAGGACACCUCAAAAAUCACAUUGAUGGACAUGCAACUGAUCUCUGCGAUGGGUCCCCCUGGUGGUGGGAGGAAUGCAGUUACUCCGCGGUUCCUUCGACAUUUCAACAUCUGCAGCAUCAAUUCAUUUAGUGAUGAGACCAUGGUUCGGAUUUUCUCUAAUGUUGUGUCCUUUUACCUCCGAACCAAUGAUUUCCCACCUGAUUGCUUUACGCUAGGGAAUCAGAUAGUCACUGCAACACUUGACGUUUAUAAAAAGGCCAUAGAAAAUCUUCUUCCUACCCCAGCCAAGUCUCAUUACACUUUCAACCUGAGAGAUUUCUCACGAGUGGUGCAGGGCUGCCUGCUGCUGAAGAAAGAAUCGCUUGGGAACAAGCGAACAAUGAUUCGUCUUUUUGUACACGAACUAUAUCGCGUCUUUUACGAUCGCCUUGUGGACGACAAGGACCAGGCGUGGCUCUUCGCUCUUAUAAGAGAUCUUGUGAAACAGCACUUCAAGGAGAACUUUGACAUAGUCUUUGAACAUCUAAGGGAUGGUAACAAACCUGUUUGUGAGGAAAACAUGAGGAACCUUUUAUUUGGAGAUUAUAUGACCCCUGAUGUGGAUGAAAGUGAGCGACUGUAUGCUGAGGUUCCCUCCAUGGAGCGCUUUAGUGAGGUUGUGGAAGCCUGUCUAGGAGAGUACAACCAAACCCACAAGAACCGCAUGAACUUAGUCAUAUUCCGUUAUGUGUUGGAGCAUCUAUCCAGGAUCAGCCGUGUGUUAAAACAGCCCGGGGGAAAUGCUCUGUUGGUUGGGGUUGGCGGCAGUGGUCGUCAAUCCAUCACCAGACUUGCAACUUUUAUGGCUAAUAUGACUGUGUUUCAACCUGAGAUCUCCAAAAGCUAUGGCAUGAAUGAAUGGAGAGAUGAUCUGAAGAGGCUGAUGAAGAACGCUGGAGUUCAAGGCCAGAAAAUGGUAUUGCUGCUCACCGAUGCUCAGAUAAAGGACGAAGCUUUCUUAGAAGAUGUGGACAGCAUCUUAAACACAGGAGAGGUACCAAACAUCUUCGCUGUGGAUGAGAAGCAAGAAAUUAUGGAGGCUGUACGGCCCAUUGCUCAGGCGGGGGAUAAAAAUUUGGAGUUCAGCCCUUUGGCCCUGUUUGCUUAUUUUGUGAAUCGCUGCAGAGAGAACCUCCAUGUAGUGGUGGCCUUCAGUCCAAUAGGAGAUGCCUUCAGAAACCGCCUUAGACAGUUUCCCUCCCUCAUUAACUGCUGCACCAUAGACUGGUUUCAGCCAUGGCCUGAGGAAGCUUUGGAGCGAGUGGCUAAUAAGUUCUUGGAGACAUUGGAACUUAGUGAUCUUGAGCGGCAGGAAGUUGUGCCCAUCUGCAAGACCUUCCAUACUUCUGCUAUUAAUCUAUCUCACAAGUUUUUGUCAGAGUUGGGUCGCCAUAACUAUGUGACUCCUACCUCUUACUUGGAGCUUAUAGCUGCCUUCAGACUUCUUCUCAGUCAAAAACGAAACGCAGUCAUGAAUGCUAAAAAUAGAUAUACAAAUGGACUUGACAAACUGGCAUUUGCAGAAUCUCAGGUUGGUGAAAUGAAGAAGGAGCUUGUGGAUCUACAGCCUAAACUGGAGCAGGCUAAGAUUGACAACACCAAAAUAAUGAAAGUAAUAGAAGUUGAGUCAGUGGAGGUUGAGGCAAAAAGCAAGCUUGUCCGUGUGGAUGAGGAAGCAGCUACUCUUAAAGCGAAUGAAGCCCAGGCUUUGAAGAACGAAUGUGAAAGUGAUUUGGCGGAGGCCAUUCCUGCCCUUGAGGCUGCGCUGUCUGCCCUGAACACACUUAAGCCUGCUGAUGUGGCGAUUGUAAAAACAAUGAAGAACCCUCCAUCAGGAGUGAAGCUGGUUAUGGCAGCAGUGUGUGUGAUGAAGGACAUCAGACCAGAGAGAAUCAAUGAUCCUGCAGGAACCGGACAGAAGAUUCUUGACUACUGGGGUCCAAGCAAGAAGCUGCUGGGGGAAAUGAAUUUCCUCAAAGAGCUAAAGGAAUAUGACAAAGACAACAUUCCUCCUCAAGUGAUGUCAAAAAUCCGUAGUGAGUACAUGACCAACCCCGACUUUGACCCCAAUAAAGUGGCCAAGGCCUCUUCUGCAGCCGAGGGGCUUUGCAAAUGGAUUACAGCUAUGGAAGUUUAUGACAGAGUUGCCAAGGUGGUGGCCCCUAAGAAGGCUAACCUUAUUGUUGCCCAGGAGUCACUGGCCACCACCAUGGCCCUGUUGAACCAGAAGAGGGCGGAGCUAAAGGAGGUUGAGGAUCGCCUGGCAUCACUGCAGAAGACUUUUGAGGAGAAGACUGAAGAAAAAGCUCAGCUGGAGUACCAAGUGGACCUCUGUGCUCGCAAGCUGGAGAGAGCCGAGAAGCUUAUUGGAGGUUUAGGAGGAGAGAAAUCAAGGUGGUUGCAGGCAGCCAAUGAGCUUCAGUGCACCUAUGAUAACCUGACAGGUGAUGUGCUAAUAUCUGCUGGAGUUAUUGCCUACCUUGGAACUUUUACUGCCAGUUUCCGCCAGGAAUGUACCAAAAUGUGGGCCAUGCUCUGCAAGUCCAAGAAGAUCCCAUCCUCUGAUGACUUCUCUCUGAGUAAGACACUUGGUGAUCCGAUCAAGAUCAGGACCUGGAAUAUCGCCGGCCUGCCCACAGACAGCUUCUCUAUUGAUAAUGGUGUUAUAGUGAGCAACUCCAGAAGAUGGCCUCUGAUGAUUGAUCCACAGGGUCAGGCCAACAAAUGGGUGAAAAACUCUGAACGGGAGAAUAAUCUGAGUGUGAUUAAGCUCACUGAUACAGAUUACAUGAGAACGCUUGAAAACUGCAUCCAGUUUGGUACUCCACUAUUGCUGGAGAAUGUAGGAGAAGAGCUUGAUCCAUCCUUAGAGCCACUUCUGCUCAAACAAGUUUUCAAACAAGGUGGUGUGGACUGUAUCAGAUUGGGCGAAAGCGUGAUCGAGUACUCGUCUGACUUCCGCUUUUACAUCACCACUAAACUAAGGAAUCCUCAUUAUUUGCCUGAGUUGGCCACCAAAGUUUGUCUGCUUAACUUCAUGAUCACUCCAGAGGGUCUUGAAGACCAGCUGCUUGGCAUUGUGGUCGCAAAAGAAAGACCUGAAUUAGAAGAGAAGAGGAACGCCCUGAUCCUUCAGUCUGCAGCCAAUAAGAAACAGCUUAAGGAAAUUGAAGACCAAAUCCUGGAGACUCUGCAGUCCUCAGAGGGCAACAUCCUAGAGGAUGAGAGUGCUAUCCAGAUCCUUGAUGCAGCCAAAAUCAUGUCUAAUGAGAUCACUAAGAAACAGCAGAUUGCAGAGAAGACUGAGAUUAAAAUAGCUGAAUCGAGGGAAGGUUACAGAGACAUUGCAAAGCACUCCUCCAUCCUCUUCUUCAGUAUUGCAGAUCUGGCCAACAUUGACCCUAUGUAUCAAUACUCCCUUAACUGGUUUGUCAACCUCUAUGUCAACUCUAUACAAGACAGUAACAAAUCUAAGAUUCUAGAGAAGAGGCUCAGAUACCUGAUUGGUCACUUCACCUACAAUCUCUACUGCAAUGUGUGCCGUUCACUCUUCGAGAAGGACAAACUCCUCUUUUCUUUUCUUCUUUGCUGUAACCUGCUGCUAGCUAGGAAGGAGAUAGAGUACUCCGACUUGAUGUUUCUGCUCACGGGAGGUGUGGGACUACAAAACAACGUCCCUAAUCCUGACCCAAGCUGGCUUCCAGACAAAAGCUGGGAUGAGAUCUGCCGGGCCAAUGAUCUCCCUGGACUACAGGGCCUUAAGGAGAGUUUCAUUAAGAGUCCUGAGAGUUUCCUGCCUAUUUAUAAUAGCAAGGAGCCAUACAACACUGCUCUGCCAAAGCCCUGGUGUAAUAAACUGAAUGACCUUCAGAGAAUGAUCAUUUACAGAUGCCUUAGACCUGAUAAAAUUGAGCCUGCAAUCAGCAAAUUUGUAACCGAUCAACUGGGAAAGAAAUUUGUGGAACCUCCUCCAUUUGAUCUGAGUAAGAGCUAUGUUGACUCUAACUCAACUAUUCCACUGGUUUUUAUACUGUCUCCUGGAGCAGACCCUAUGGCUAGUUUGCUGAAAUUUGCCAAUGAUAGGAACAUGGGAGGCUCCCAGUUUAAAUCAAUCUCUCUGGGACAGGGUCAGGGUCCCAUAGCCGUAAAGAUGAUCCGCUCAGCAAUGAAGGAGGGCACCUGGGUGUGCUUGCAGAACUGUCACUUGGCCGUGUCCUGGAUGUCCACUCUGGAGAAGAUCUGUGAAGACCUCAGCCCAGAAUCAUGCCAUCCAGAAUUUCGUCUUUGGCUCACCAGCUACCCUUCACCCAUGUUUCCAGUGACCAUCCUGCAGAAUGGAGUGAAGAUGACCAAUGAGCCUCCUACUGGCUUGAGGUUAAACCUGUUGCAAUCCUAUCUGUCUGACCCAGUCUCUGAUGCUGAGUUCUUCAGUGCGUGUCCCAACAAAGAGCUUGUCUGGGAGAAGCUGCUGUAUGGGGUUUGCUUUUUCCAUGCUCUUGUCCAGGAAAGGAAAAAGUUUGGCCCACUGGGAUGGAACAUUCCUUAUGGAUUUAACGAGUCAGAUUUGCGCAUUAGCAUCAGACAACUGCAGCUCUUUGUGAACGAAUAUGAGGAGGUUCCUUUUGAGGCCAUCACGUAUCUGACUGGAGAGUGUAACUAUGGAGGGCGUGUAACAGAUGACUGGGAUCGUCGCCUGCUCAUGACAAUCCUUGCUGACUUUUACAAUAAAGAUAUAAUCGACAACCCACGCUACUCCUUUUCCCCCAGCGGCAAUUAUUACGCUCCUCCAAAAUCAAUCUAUGAGGACUAUGUGGAAUUUAUCAAGAACCUGCCGUCUAACCAGCAUCCCGAAGUGUUUGGUAUGCAUGAGAAUGUGGACAUCUCCAAAGAUCUUCAACAGACUAAAAUACUGUUCGAUUCGCUGAUCCUGACUCAGGGCGGUGGAUCAAAAGGAGGAGGCAGCUCUGGAGGAGAUAGUACUUUACUGGAUAUAGCUAAUGACAUACUUUCUAAACUUCCAGGUAACUUUGACAUCGAGUCUGCUCUCAUUAAGUUCCCUGUACGUUAUGAAGAGAGCAUGAACACGGUACUUGUGCAGGAGAUGCAGCGGUACAACAAUUUGAGCAGCACUAUACGUGUGAGUCUGCAGAAUCUAAUAAAGGCCAUUAAGGGUCUGGUAGUGAUGGAUACAGAGCUGGAGGCUGUGGCUGGCAGUCUGCUGGUGGGAAAAGUACCGGAGAAAUGGGCCAAAUGCUCCUAUCCCAGUCUCAAGCCACUGGGCAGCUAUGUCACUGACUUCCUAGCCAGACUUAAAUUUCUGCAGGACUGGUACGACACACAGAAGCCAGAUGUGUUCUGGUUGUCUGGAUUUUUCUUUACUCAGGCUUUCAUAACAGGUGCCUUGCAGAACUAUGCCAGGAAAUACAGAAUCCCCAUUGACCUGCUUGGCUUUAAUUAUGAGGUUUUGCCGUUUGACACUGCAGACUCACCUCCUGAAAAUGGAGUUUACAUUCAUGGCCUCUUCCUGGACGGAGCUCGUUGGGACAAAAAAAGUGGAGUUUUGGCUGAACAGUAUCCCAAAAUUCUAUUUGAUGCAGUUCCCAUCAUCUGGAUCAAACCAAUUGACAAGAGGGAGGUGGAACAGCCCCACAACAUCUAUGUGUGUCCUCUCUACAAGACCAGUGAACGAAAGGGGACACUGUCCACCACUGGCCAUUCAACAAAUUUUGUCAUCAGCAUGACACUCCCUACCAGCAAGCCGCCUCAGCACUGGAUCAAAAGGGGCGUGGCUUUACUCUGUCAACUGGAUGAUUGACAAAGCACUUCAUUUACUACAUUAUUCUCACAUGUGGCUUUAUAACAUUCAAUCUUUAAACCACUAUCAUAAAUAAAUAAUAUCUCUGCAAUUUUAAAA
Messenger RNA from Paramisgurnus dabryanus, 12125 nucleotides. RefSeq names its product dynein axonemal heavy chain 12-like. Gene Ontology annotation, molecular function: dynein light intermediate chain binding; minus-end-directed microtubule motor activity; dynein intermediate chain binding. Gene Ontology annotation, cellular component: dynein complex. Gene Ontology annotation, biological process: microtubule-based movement. The record is from RefSeq and is a predicted model, not a curated record. NCBI's taxonomy places the organism in Eukaryota, Metazoa, Chordata, Actinopteri, Cypriniformes, Cobitidae.